Messenger RNA from Apis laboriosa (Himalayan honeybee), 2892 nucleotides. Its product is annotated as cilia- and flagella-associated protein 36. The record is from RefSeq and is a predicted model, not a curated record. The transcript has 5 exons. The coding region runs from base 367 to 1431 and encodes 354 amino acids. Gene Ontology annotation, cellular component: ciliary base; axoneme. Lineage: Eukaryota; Metazoa; Arthropoda; Insecta; Hymenoptera; Apidae.
CUAUCCUUCUUUUUAUUAUAAAUAAGUAAUAUAAAUUAGUUGUUUUACAGAAGGAGGAAAAUCUUACAUAAUGUGCAAGUUAUAUAUAAUAAAUAAAAACACCAGAAUGAAUCAAAGACAUUUUAUAAUUAUUGCUACACCUAUUCUAUAAAAAUGUUACUUUAUAAUAAAAAAAAUUCAAAUAAAGAAUUAUGUAUUAAUAUCGCUUCUGUUCAUUCGCGCAAGUCUAAAGCAAAGUGUUUUGCCGUACGGUAACUAUGACUACGCUUAAGAAGGGACACCAAUAAUACGUGUCAAACCUUUAUUGCAAAGAAAUUCGCAAAAAAUCAAUUAAACGUGCUAAAAAAAUUCUCCGCAUCGCACAAAAUGAACGAAAAAGAUGAUAGCGCUUGGGUCUUUGACUCUUUGAUUGGUUUUCUUCAAGGUCCUAUUUGGUCUACGCCUCUCAUUACUUUCAUUGAAGAGAAAUCGCUCAUAUUCGAAGCGGAUGUCGAGGAAAAUGAUGAGUAUCAAAAGAUAUAUCAGGAGUACAAAAAUCUGGUGGAUUUAUUGCUUGGUUGUUUUAUGGAAGACAUGGGAAUCACUCCAGAACAAUUUGAGUACGCUUGUACCGUAAAUAAAUAUACAAAAAUGCCUAUACAAUUCCAACAGAAUUUGUUUGAACAAAUAUGGGCUGCGAACGAGUAUGAGAUAUUCAAGAGAAUGAUGAUACAGAAGAACCUGGAACUUCAACUACAAGCUUUGAAUAUGAUCGAGCAAAAGUAUGGCCUCACACCUGUAUCCUUGAUGUACGAAACGGAUACAUCAAACGAAGAUCCUCUAGUCAUGGAAGAAUUAAUUCAGAAACAUGUAUUGGAAAAUGAUUCGAAAGAUCAAAAUAUAUCCUCAGAAACUUCGCUUAUCAGAGAACACGAAUGUUUGAUAGCUAAAUAUAAUAAUGAAAGGAUAUUGUUAUCAGAAACUUUAAAAAUAUUACAAGAAAAAAAGGGAGAUUCAUCAUCUUUUAAAGUAAAAGAAGAAGAAGCAAAAAAAAGAGAAAUUAAAAUAAAAAAAGAAAAAGAGGAAGACGAGGGAGAUAAAGAGAAAGAAAAAGAUACUCAUAGAUUUCCUAAAGCGCUUCCUUUAGAUUCUAUAUCUACAAAUGAAUCAAAAUCAAACGAACAAAAUAUAUCAGAAGAAGAUAUAAAAAAGAGACAGGUUUACUUGAAAGCUAGACGCGAUAAAUUGGUAGCAUUAAAAAAAGAAGCAAGAAGUCAACGAUUGGAAAUGAAUUCAACGAGACCGAGUUCCGCAAGGACAAUAGCGGAAGCAACGAUUAAAGGGGAACAAGAAUUAAAAUUACCAGAAUCUCUAGAUCCAUCCAUAUUGCAAGUACGCAAAGCACUCGCAGCUCGUCUCCAAACUGAGGUAGUGCGUAAGCAAACGAAUUAAUGAUAAUGAUUCUUAUAAAGUGAAAAAAAUUAGGAUAUUAAUAUUUUAUCGCGGUAAGAAUAUUCUUUCGAGAAAUAUCAUAUACAGCGAUUAAAUUACACUUUUUUGUAGACGUUUAACAUAAAAAUAGCAAAAAAGUUUAUAAGGUAACGUUCAGAAACUUUGAAUUAAGAUGAUCAAUCUAAAUAACAAAAUGAUUUACAAUUACGCCUAAAACAAAACGAGUAUAGUUUUUUUUUCUUUUUGUAUACAAUUUCAAGUAUUCAUUACAUCGGUUUAUUUUACCUUUGAAUUGAAAUAAGUCUGAUUUAGGAUCAUUACAGUUUGCACAUAAGUAUAUAUUUCCGCUUAUGAAUACCGACAAAAUGAUAAAUAGUUUUUUAAGGUCACUUGCAUUAUUUUCUCUUACUCAUUCGAUGCGUUUUUCAUGAUUAUAAUCAUUGAUAUUAAUUUUAUUCGUGAGAGAAAAAAAAAAAUAAAAAGAAAAAGCAUACAAUCUUUCUAUAACAAUUUGCAUAAAUCUUCAAAACAAGUGAUAUAAAUAAAUAAAAAAUAAAAAAAACAUAGUGUUUCUCGUUUUUUAUAUGUUUUUCAUAUUUUAUAGAAAAUUAACAUCUGUAAAUAUUUCAAUUUUUAUGUUUGUUUUUUUUAUAUAUAAUUAAUUCUUUAAAUGAAAUUAUAUUUUUUAUUUGAUCGAUGUAAAGAGAAGAGAAUGCGAAGAUAACAUAAAAGUUGUGUAAUACACAGCUUUUAAUAAAUGCUUUCAGAAAAUUAUAAAUACGCUGUAAAAUUUGUUUUACAUAUAAUUAUCUAAUAGCAUAAAUUGUAUAAAUCACAAUUAGAAGAUAAAUAGAACUGAAAAUCAAUGAUCAUUAUAUUUAUACAAAGAAAUAUUCUUUCUUCUUCUUAUUCUUUGUGAAUAAACAUUGAGGUAAGUUAUGAUUCUGAUUAUUGAUCAGUUCUUUUAAUUUUAGAUUUUAUUUAAUUAUUCUCCGCAGUUCUACAACAUACUUUUAUUCUGUGUAACACACAAUUAUCAUUCUCACUUCUUUCCUCUUUUAGUUAUAUAAUUAUAUAGACAAACUGAUUUCGUGACAAAAUACGAGUAUUCUUUAAUUUAAAUAAUAAUAUAAUAAUGUAAAUUUUAUAUUUGUAAAACAAAAUCAAAAUCAAAAUACUUAUGAAAUUUAAAAUUCUUUAUGCAUCUUGUUUGUAUUAUAUUGUUUAAAAUUAUAUAUCAAUAUAUAUAAUUUUUUAAAUUGAUUACUAAUUAAAAUAUAUAAAAUAUAAGAAUUUUCACUAGUCGCUUUUCACCAUGAAUUCAACAAUUCGAAUUUCUUGCUCAUCUAAUCAAUUAUUAUUUAUACUUCUCUAGAAUAAAAUGCAAAAUAUUUCUUUUCCACGGUUUUCCAUUUAAUUAUUAUCAUACUAUACAUAAAUCAAAGUUUUUAAUAAAUAACU